Danaus plexippus (monarch butterfly) is the source of this 1701-nucleotide messenger RNA. RefSeq lists its product as uncharacterized. NCBI's taxonomy places the organism in Eukaryota, Metazoa, Arthropoda, Insecta, Lepidoptera, Nymphalidae. The record is from RefSeq and is a predicted model, not a curated record. The transcript is spliced from 7 exons. The coding region runs from base 165 to 1280 and encodes 371 amino acids.
CGAAGAUUUUUGACUGUCACACGCAAAUUUUUUAUUUACCUUCUACCUACCGUCAACAUACUAUUUUGUUAAUACGUCUAUUUUACUAUGAGGGUUAAUUGUUUUAACAAAAUCAUAGAUAAUUUAAGUAUAACAAAAUUUAAGUAGGAACUUAAAUACAAAAAAUGUCGACAAGCAAAUCUUCAAAAGCUGAACUUGUGGCCAUAUACCGUUUGGAGUUUUAUAAAAAGCAAAAUAAUUGGAAACUGUCAUCAAACCGAAUUAAGCCACCAAAAAAAUAUGUUGAAAAGGAAAUUCUUAAUACUACAUACAAUGUCGAAGACAAGCAAGUAAUAGAUAAAAACGAUCCCUUGAAUGUCGCUUUUGUGGAAUCUGAUUGUGAUAAGAAUCAAAAAUUUACAUUUCCGAAGAGUCCCGAACUAUCACAGGAAUGGCAGGAACCGGUCAACAUAUGGCCAGAAAACAAUGUUACGGACACAAUAAAAACAGCAAAAACUAUACAGAGAUUGGCUAAUCUACAGAAAGCGGCCAGCUUAGCAGACUUAGAGGACAAAAAUGAUGUGUUCACACAAAAUCUGGCAACAUGUUCCGAAUGUCAGGAAAGUAGACAAGUCGAUGAAGCCUGUUGUCCUCAAGAGUUGAUACUGGGUUGGAAUGAUUGUGGAGAAUUUGAAGGCACCUGGCCGAUGGAAACCGCUGUGUUCAUAGGAUCAGGUCAUGUAGCACCAGAUGUACGCACAGAAGUUGAUAAUCCAUCCGUCCAUACGGAUGUAGUGGAUGGUUUACAAGAUAUUUGUACCAGCCAGUAUCCACCGUGGGCCCCAUCAGACCCGUUACAGCUGGCUAUGGACAUGGACUGGGACACGUCAGUGGACAGCGCCGGUGAGUUCAUGAGGGGUGCGGACAUGGCGCCACACUCAUCAGAGAUAGACCUCAGUCUGCCCAACUGUGUGAAGGCGUGUGACGUCAGCUUCACGUCGCUGUCUCGUCUCUCGUCUCAGCAGCUGCUGCAGGCGGCGCAGCAGCAUUCCAAGGUGCUGAAGAGGCUGCUGAUGGAGAGCGAGACAAGACAGAAACUAAGAAGCGCCCAAAGUUUAAUGAUGACUUCGAGUUACGAAGAGUUUCCUACCCGGGAUGUUGGUCCUAUCGGUCUAUGUGGUCAGGAUGUGUUCUUCAAAGAUGUGCUCAUUGCUGGAUCCCACAGGAACCUGGUCGGUUGUGGCAGGGGGAGGGGGAGACUGGCCAAUAACAGCUUCGGCUUGAAACCUUUUUCAAGAUAGUCUCUUUACUAUAGAUACAAACCAAAUUACUUCAAGUUCCUAAUUAGGUAUUAAAUUUCAAAAAGUGUUGCUAGUGCUAAGUUUACAUUGGUUUUACUAUGGGAAAUAUUUAGGCGUGUUUAUUAUUAUCUAGAAGAUAAAUCAGAAAUAUAUAUGAGUAUGUUAGAGUGAAAUGUGAAAUUGACCAAAGUACUUGUGAUAUGUGAUUGAUGGAAGACUGACAAAUAUUGUUACUCGUAAGGUAUAUCAGAGUUUAUGAUUUUGCAUGAGAAAAUUACUGUUAAUAUUCUUAUAAACCUCCCCUCCACCUGCCCUCUCCCCCCACCCCCACCCUAAAAACUCAAUACGUUUAAGCCACUUACUAUAGUCUGGCUAAUUUUGUUUUAUUUUUGUCCUAUUAUAACAUCUAGACAUGUGAAAA